Molecule: messenger RNA, 3129 nt
Organism: Esox lucius (northern pike)
Lineage: Eukaryota; Metazoa; Chordata; Actinopteri; Esociformes; Esocidae
Gene: fstb
Product: follistatin b
Exons: 7
Coding region: 161-1153 (330 amino acids)
Biological process (GO): cell differentiation; regulation of BMP signaling pathway; negative regulation of activin receptor signaling pathway
Molecular function (GO): protein binding; activin binding
Source: RefSeq, a predicted model, not a curated record
AUCUGAAGACCGCCCACUUCAGAUAUUUUGCUAGAGACCCCCUUAAAGAUUUAAAAGAGAGACGGAGUCGGACAGUUUGACAGUCACUGAAGGUUGGCAUCGCGUGCGCACUCAACUUCUCCGCUGCGCGUCUACUCACGCUAGUCCGCUUUUCGUCCCCAUGUUUAGGAUGCUACAAACACCGCAGCUCCGCCAAGGCGUGAUUGCGCUUUUCAUGUGGUUUACUCACUUCAUGGAGGACCACAAAGUCCAAGGAUUGGAUUCAGAUGCCGGUAACUGCUGGUUGCAGCAGGGAAAGAAUGGCAGGUGCCAGGUGCUCUAUAUGUCCGGGAUGAGCCGGGAGGAUUGUUGCCGGAGUGGCCAUCUGGGCACGGCAUGGACUGAGGAAGAUGUCCCCAACAGCACGCUGUUCCGGUGGAUGAUCUUCAAUGGAGGCGCACCUAAUUGCAUACCUUGUAAAGAAACAUGUGACAGCGUCGAAUGUGGUCCUGGGAAGAGAUGCAAGAUGAACAAGAGGAACAAGCCACGAUGCGUGUGUGCUCCUGACUGCUCCAAUAUCACAGGGCGGGGGUCUGUCUGUGGGUCUGAUGGGAAGUCCUACCGGGACGAGUGUACUAUGCUCAGGGCCCGAUGCAGGAACCACCCCGAUCUCGAGGUCCAGUACCAUGGACGGUGUCGCAAGACGUGUCAUGGAGUUCGCUGCCCUGGUAGCGCGUCCUGUGUCGUGGACCAGGCGAACAACGCCUACUGUGUGACCUGUAACCAGCAGUGUCCCGAGGUCACAUCGCCCGACCACAGCUUGUGCGGGAACGACGGUGUUGUUUAUGCCAGUGCCUGCCACCUCAGACGAGCCACGUGCAUCCUGGGACGUUCCAUUGGUGUGGCCUACGAAGGCAAAUGCGUCGACGCCAGGUCGUGUGAGGACAUUGUGUGUCGGGGAGCAAAAAGGUGUCUGUGGGAUAAAGAGACUGGCCGUGGUCGCUGCGCCUUUUGUGAAGAGGCGUGUCCGGAGAGCCGCCCAGGCGAGAGCGUGUGUGCCAGUGACAACAACACCUACCCCAGCGAGUGUUCCAUGAGGCAGGCCGCCUGCGCUCAGCAGCGCCUCCUGGAGGUGAAACACUCAGGGUCAUGCAACUGUUUAAACCAAGUUUAAACAACUGAGUCAACGGACACCCCCAUACCACUGCCCAGCCAAGCCCCCCCCCCCCCCAAGCAUUUCAGAUAUGCCAGGACCCAGCUUUCCUCAUAACCAGAAUCAUCCCGGUUAAUGUCCCGCCUGGUCCGUUGGAGGAGAACCCUCUCCGUCACUGAAUCAAGUCAAAGAAGCUACGGACGGGAUUCAAUCAGGUCAAGCGUUCACCGGCAAUCGUCGACACGCGCAUAGCUGAUGUUUUGGCAGUGUCCGAGGUGUAACUGCAUUAGAGCUUUCAAAUCGGUGAGCAGUGUCUCAUGUGGCUGUCACAACGCCACGCCUGUCCCACUCGCAUUUCAUGUUCAGAAUGAUAAAGUGUGGGCCUGCGUAGCCUAUAGAAAUAAUGACACUUGAAUUGAAAAUAAAAGGUCUUAUAUCGGCCUAAUCCAACUGUAGUGUCUGCAUGGGAUCGGGGCUGAUGUGACUCCCAGUGCGUCCAAUCCUAGCUGGCUGUACCGGGCUGGGCUGCUUGUAGAUUUGACAGUUGCAGUGCAUUUCAAACACAACAGCUAUGCAGAUGACGGCUAAAGUAGAUCCGAUUGAGAUGGUUCCUAAAUGUGUCAUUGAGCUCUUUGCUGUUGUUAUGAUCAUCGCCCCAUGUCUUCUUCUACUAUAUCCGUCAUCAGACAGGAAAGCUUGAGGAAGAGGAGGAGGAAGAAGAAAAGGUGGUAAAAGAAGAAGACCUGGAUUUUCUCAAUCAAUACGUCCAUCACCACAGGCCAGAUAAGAAACACUCAGUGUAGCUGGACAGUGUUUCAGUUCAGCUCUAGAAUAGGCCUAGUGUUCAUACUGUACAUAAAGCGUAGGAUUAUUUAUUGUCCAGAAAGAGUACCGGUACCAAGCAAUCGUAUAUUUCAAAUCUUCUGGUUGUUGUUUACUUGUAUGUAUUUAUAUAUUUUGUUUAUAAUUAUUUAUACAUUUACUGUGUCGGUCUGUUUUACUUUGCGUGCCCCUUGUCUCUUGCUUUUAUCCAAAGAGAAUGUGUGUUAUUUAUUUGAGGUGCAACUCUGUCCUCAUUGGUGUUCUUCUCCUGUAAACUCCUGUAAUGCAUUCUCAGUUUGAGCUGUACACAUCUGCUUGUUGUGGGCAAGGACUUGGAUUUUUCCCAUUUUUCAGUGUUGCUGCAUUGUGAAAUGUUGGCUAUCUUUGUUGUUGUGUGUCUGUUUUCCAGUUUUCCAUAUUUGUUUGUUUUUUUGAUUUUCCUGCUCACUGAUGGAUCUAUACGCAAUUGUGCGAAAUCUCCUGGUUUUGUUUACAACUUUAAGCUGACCCAAAAUGGCUUUGUCCGGUUUAUGUUGAACAAACUUUCUGGUCCCACCAUAGUGCAUACCAAUCUGUAUGGAGUCAAUAUUGUCUUUUUCCUUUAGAAAUGUACAAGCGUUUCUGCAUAAUAGGGAAUCAUAUAUAAUAAUGGCCUCCAAACAAUGUAUCACGUUUUAUACAACAUCUAAUAAUUUUGUGUAUAUUUGAGUGGACAGUAUAUUUUUUUCAUAUUUUAUAAUGUGCCAUUGAUACACUUUUAUUUGCCAACGUUUUUCAGUGCGGUCAAUUGUGGAACUGAUAUCACACACUCUGAGCCAAGUAAAUGCAAUUUAAUACAGUGUUCAUCACAUACAAUAUAUGAAAUGUAAGCAUGUUGUUUCACACUUUAGGGGACAUUUCAAUGGCUUUACUGCUGCUGUAAAUUUACUACUUGUUUUUUCCUAAACAAAAAAAUCUUUUCAGAAGGUAGCAGCUUCUAAAUUUACACUGGCGGUAAAUCUCGAUGAAUAUAAACCCUGUGAGUCUAUUUUGUUGUAUUAUGUUGAAUAGAGAUUCAGUCAUAAAUUUAUAGUUUUGUAUUUUUUAUGUGAAUGUUAAAUGUACAUAAUAGUUAUAAUGAUGAUAUUUGAACAGGGCAGGAGAGCAAAGAUUAAAAUACUUUUUUCCCCCUUUAA